ACCCUCCGCUGUUUACCGUUGAGUCAGACUCGUUGAGGGGAAACAACUCAACUUUUGCAACAGCCGACAAAGAAUAAUCGGGCAUUUUGAUCGAAAGUUGAGUGAAUUUUACAUUUCGUUGACUUAAAUUUGACAUUCUGGUGAAAGUUGGGCCGGUUCUUCCAUCCGUACGUGUUAAAUUAGAAAUUCUAAAUUUAACAGUGAUUCGGUUUGACACAUUUCGGUUAUUAUGGAACAUCGCGAAGUGCCCGCGGACGACUUCAAGCAACUGUUAAAACGAGAAAGUGAUUCCCUCGACGAUUUCGAACAUUUGGGCCACGACAGCAGCCCUUUAAAGGAUUUGCACGAAACACAUGAUCUUUUGGGGUUAAAUACGUCAGCCGCGGAUACGCAUGCACACGUGAAAAUCGAUGAAAACGUAGUUGAAAAAUUUGCCGGUGCUCACGCAGGUGACAGUCUGGCAGAUCGCAUCCUAAUUCCAGAAAAAAUGGAUUCCAAUAUAUUAGCCAGUGCCGAUCCAUUUCCCGAUCGAAAAGAAGCCGACGAGAAACUGGAUAAAUUUUUAAACGAGGUGUCGGCUCCUUUCAAGCCAGUGGAACCAGAAUUAAAACACGAUGUAGGUGCGAUCAAGUCGUUCCUGGAUAACGAAAGAGAACUCAUUCGCGACGUCAAAGAAAAGUCGGUAACGGGGAGUACCGAGUUGUUAGAUCGUUACACCGAUAGCGAGCCGGAAAGCGACGAUUUCAAAGCUUCAAAAUUCGAUGAACCCAAAACCAAAGAACUUCCUAAAAGUUUCGGUUACACCGAAACGUUCAAGUCGACCGAAAACUUUAAAGAUGUCCAAGAUUUACAUCCGGAGCCGCCCACAAGAAAUAUCGCACCCAUACCUUCUGCCCCUAUUCCCGAGUUGAAGGAAGACCCGAAACCGGUAGAACCGUCUGGGCCAGCGGAUAUACCCAAACCGGUGGAUCCAAAACCGGUAGCAACAAAAGUUGCUGCCUCACCGACCGGCGAAGAGGAGGACGAAUCGAAGAGAACCAGCGUCCAAGAUAAAAUAAGCAAGGCGGAAACUGUAAAAAUUACAGAAGCGGAGGCGUUGUUUUGCAAAAUGGGGCUGGAUGCUUGGUUUAAUCCCGAGAGGUUAAAUCCCAAAGUGGAGAGCUUGAUUUACUGGCGCGAUCCGAAGAAGUCCGGUCCGGUAUUCGGAGGAGUGUUCGUCAUUCUCUUGGCCCUCACGUACUUCUCCCUGAUCAGCGUAGUCGCGUACCUUUCCCUAGUGGUCCUAGUCGGUACCAUCUCCUUUAGAAUCUACAAAAAUAUCAUUCAGGCUGUGCAGAAGACAGGCGACGGUCACCCGUUCAAGGAGCUACUGGAAUUAAACAUCGCUCUGCCCCACGACAAAGUAAAGGAAGUUACCGAAGUGGCGGUGGCGCAUUUAAAUGCCGGCGUUGUAGAACUGCGCAGGCUAUUCCUAGUCGAGGACCUCGUCGAUUCGAUCAAAUUUGGAGUUUUGUUGUGGACCCUUACUUAUCUAGGUGCAUGGUUUAACGGAAUGACCCUCAUUAUCCUUGCGUGGGUCGCUCUGUUUACCCUUCCAAAAGUCUACGAAACAAACAAAACACAGAUCGACGCUAAUCUUCAAAUCGUGAGGACCAAGCUCUGCGAGAUUACUUCAAAGGUGAGGGCAGCUAUCCCAAUAGGGAAGAAGCCUGAUGAGAAGAAAGAUUAAAAUCUUCAGGUAACAAACAUUUAAAGAUUGUAUUCUAGGUAUUUAAAUCUUAACUGUUACGGAAACUGUCCAAUUUUUAUAAGUACUUUUAUUGAUUUUUAAACAUUAAACUCAUUAUCAGUUAACCCGCACCCUUUAUUUAAUUAUGCCCAAGGAUUGUGUAAAAUGUAAUCGUUUCGGUUUAGUAAAAUUACAAGUAUUUUUUCCAAAAUGAACCUAUCAUCUACAAAUGUUCAUAUUCAAAUUUAUUGCAUGUAAUUUGUCGUCGGUAUCGUUUUAUUCAUGUUUGUUUUUGUACAUAUAAUGUGUUAAUUUUUAAUUUGUUGUUUGUUUAGAAGUUAUGCAAGACAGGAAUUGUGUGUAAUUACUUAGAAUAUAUAUAUUUGCAUUAGUUAAAUAUAAUUUUUAUUAUUUUACCUCUAUGGUUUUAUUUUUUUUAUGGUUUGAAAGUUCGAUCUUUCUCCGUUGUGGAAUGGGAAACCCCCUAAAUGCUUGGUCAGUUGUGCAUUACGUGUAAAUUCAGUUGUUUUUGCAAAAUUAUGAUUAUUUAUACUGUUUGAAGUGCGCGACACAUACAACAGUAUAGGAGCAAUAUUACUUGUUAGGCUAAGGUGAUGCUAGGUGUUCCCAACAUUUUUUCACACUGCAAUCGCUCUUAUAAUUAUUUGUUUCAUCUCCACUUAUAAACUAAAAACAAAAGCAUACUUGAGACAGUAAAAUUUAGCGAUCUUGGAUUUAAAAUUCAUAAUUUCUUCAUUCGAUGUAUGAAUCUUUUAUAACUAUUUCGUGAAUGUCGGUAAAGAUAUUUUAUAGAAAUUUUGGUUUAAGAUGUUCCAGAACAUUGUCAGUUUUAUAUUUCCAGUACAACUUCUACCACCUUUAUAAAUAUUUUCAAAGUCACAGACCAUAAAGACACUUUAUACUAUAAUGAAAACUGACAGAUUUGUAUCAAUCGAACAGAAAGAAUAAAACUGACAAUAUGGUGAUUAUAGAAAUUAUAUGUGAGUACGCCGUACUAAGAAGUACCAUAUUAGUAAAGUUAAAUAAUAAAUGUUAUGAAUAUUCAACCUUCAUAUAGAAAUAUCUACAGAGUGACUUUAAAAUCUAAUUUUUGGUCAUAUUUUGGACCUAUAUUGUAAUAAUGUUCGAUUUAUCUUACACGCUCUGUAUAUGUUCGCGUAUCAUUAAGAUCAAAGUACUUUAAACACUAAAGUACUUAUAAACGAUGUCUUUUUCAAUUCAUGUAUCGUCAGAAAAUUGCAUAAUUCUGUGCGUGGAAUCAUUUCUAGAAAUUAAUUCAUAAUAGGGUUGGGAGUUAUUGUUAAAUUUAAUAUUUAAACGUAUAUGUCAAGAGUUUCAAUGAGAUAUAUUUAUUUAGACUGUUGCAUACUUUUUAUAUAGCUUUGUAAUUGCUUUAAAAUUAAAUUGUUUACGACUGCUUA
This is a messenger RNA of Cylas formicarius (sweet potato weevil), 3171 nucleotides long. RefSeq names its product reticulon-1-A (gene Rtnl1). Bases 230 to 1729 code for a protein of 499 amino acids. The record is from RefSeq and is a predicted model, not a curated record. The transcript is spliced from 6 exons. Lineage: Eukaryota; Metazoa; Arthropoda; Insecta; Coleoptera; Brentidae.